AUGUCUGACGCUGGCUCGGACGAGGAGCUGGAGCUGGAGCUUCCCGCACCGAUGAUGGAGCAGGGGAGUCACGACGGGAGUAUCAGAAAGACACGAGUGACACUGUCAGCCAUCAAGCCUGUCCUGGACCACAUCACCCGUGAUGUUCUGGUGGAAAAGGAUACGGAGCCAUCCCUGGCCAAGGAGGCAGUAUCGGAGGGGAAAGGCCUGGCUGGGUUGCUAAGAAAGAUUACCUCAACAAAGCAGCAGAGAGGUGAAGAGGGUCAGAUUCUGACCACCCCAGAAUACUGUGUGAAAGAAGAGAUCAAGGUCUACUUGUCUCUGCCACCCAUUCCAGCAGAAGAGGAUCCACUGGGUUGUGAUCCCUGUUCCCAGACCCAACGCAGUAAGCUGCAGCACCGUAGAGCUCGUAUCAACCAGCAGAUAAACAAGGAGAUGAGGAUGAGGGCCGGGGCUGAAAACCUCUUCAGAGCCACCACUAACAACAAAGUGAAGGAGACUGUGGCUCUAGAGCUGAGCUUUGUCAACUCCAACCUGCAGCUACUGAAGGAAGAACUAGAGGAACUCAACAGCAGUAUGGAGGUCUACCAGACAGAGAGUGAAGCCAUCAAUGUUCCCAUGAUCCCACUGGGUCUGAAGGAGACCAAGGAAGUGGACCUCACUGUUCCUCUCAAGGAAUAUAUCUAUGAGCACUACAGGGAGGACAGCUCUCUGUUUGAGAAAGAAAUCAAGGAGUUUAUGGAGCUCAGACAGGCCAUGCGUACCCCCAGUCGUAACGAGGCAGGUUUGGAGCUCCUGGUAGAGUAUUAUAACCAGCUGUACUAUCUGGACCAGAGGUUCUUCCCCCCACACAGAACACUAGGAGUCCACUUCCACUGGUAUGACUCUCUGACAGGUGUGCCGUCAUGCCAGCGUGCGUUGGCAUUUGAGAAGGGAAGUGUGCUGUUCAAUGUGGGAGCUCUCUACACACAGAUAGGAGCCAGACAGGACCGCUCUGCUGCAGCUGGCAUAGACAGGGCUAUAGACGCUUUCCAGAGAGCUGCAGGUGCAUUUAACUUCCUGAAGGAGAACUUUUCCAACGCUCCCAGUCUGGAUAUGAGCGGCCCGUCGCUAUGCAUGCUGGUCCGGCUGAUGAUCGCCCAAGUGCAGGAGUGUGUGUUCGAAAGGGUCACACUCACCACGCAGGACACACACUUCACCUCCCAGCUACAAGUGGCUCAAGAGGCCGCACGAGUAUCAGACGUGUAUAGCUUGGUGCUCCAGACCAUGUCUCAGCCCCUAGUGAAGGACUAUGUCCCAUUCUCCUGGGCCUCCAUGGUUCAGGUGAAAGCAGAACACUUCAGAGCUCUCUCACACUACUAUGCUGCUGUCGCUCUCUGUGACCUCACACAGUCCAUUGAUGAAGAGGGAGAGAAGGCUCUCCUCCAGCUCCAUGUCAGUAAUCCUGCUGGACCCCCACUCAGCCAGGUGCUCAGAGACCCCGAGGAGAGACGCAAACUGGGUAAGGCCCACCUGCGUCGUGCAUUGAUCAGACAUGAGGAAGCUAUGAGAGUACACGGUCUGUGUAAGAUCUUAAGGAAGAUGGAUAUUCUACAGGAGGUGCUCUCCUUCGUGCACAAACGCUCUUUGGACAAAUACUCUGAGAUGGACCGAGAGGACGACUUCGACGAGACAGCAGAGGCUCCCGAGAUACACUCUCAAACCCAGCAGAAGCCUGAUAUAAUUCCACCCAAUUUCUCCACUGUCCAAGUCACUGACAUCUUCCGAAGGCUGGGUCCCUUGUCAGUGUUCUGUGCACGGGCGCGCUGGGGGCCGGUGCGUUUGGUGUGUCUCCAGCGAGGGGAGGGGGGUCUGGGGCUAACUCUCAGAGGAGACUCUCCUGUUCUGGUGGCUGGAGUCGUGCCGGGGGGAUGUGCUGAGGAGGCAGGUCUGAGAGAGGGGGACUACAUCGUGGCGGUGGAUGGAGAGAACUGUAAGUGGGCUAAACAUGGAGAGGUGGUCCACAACCUGAAGAGCUGCAGUGACCGAGGAGUGGAGCUCAGCGUCAUCACACUGCACACACACGACACACAGGUGGAGAGGAGGUCAGUGAUGCUCUCCCCCAGUGGAGACAAAGAGAACGCUUGGCAACGGUCCAUGGGUGGGGCUAAGGCCCAGAGCUCCGUCUCCUUACUCAACUGGAACAGGAAGAAAAACAGGGAAGGGGGAGGAGUCACCAAGAGACUGGGCAGCACCUUCAGUCUGCCGUUUGGAAACCUCAGAGACAGUGAAUCCAUGUACUGAGAUAGACGGAGGGCAAGUUGAAAUGGUGCUCGAUUCCAUACAGUGCACUUCCAGCCAAAAGUAGUGCACUAGGGAGUAGGGUGCCAUUUCAGACUGUGCUAUAGACAGACAAACCACUCAGGGAAUGGCAAAGGGACAUGUUCCAAUACAAGGAUGAGUUGUAUAUGACUGGAUAUUCCUAGAUAUUGUAAUGCAUUAUAGCAGCAACGCAAGGAACAUUCCGAAUAGGAGAAUUGUACGAAGAGAAGAGGAGGAGGAUGCUAUGUCCAGAUGCCCAGGGAAACUACAGUGGUUUUAGAAAGCAGCCAACUGCAGGUAUAUGUCACUGAAGGGGUUAAGAGCAUCAUGUAAAUUACGUCUUAAAAUAGACUAAUAGUUGUGGCCCAGUAUUGUUGUAGCUGACUUACUAUACAGCUAAAGGGCUUUAGAGAGAUGAAAGAAGAUAAACUGGACUUACUGUCAAACUACAGCCUCUGGUCUUAAGACAACGUCAUCAUGUUGUCUUAAUGUUGAAAACAUGUUGUUUUACUGUUUACUGUAUCCCAGAGUCUUGCUUUUCCACUCCGGUCUUAAUGAGGUUACUCCCAACAGUUAAAACAACAAUCACACCUACAUCCAUUCAGUACGUGAGUUUAGCUCUUACUUCCUCAAGCUAGAGCAUUGUGAAUCUUCUUUUUUGUUGUUGUAAGAUUUAAUUUUAUUUGAUGUUUUACAAAGCACACAACGGACAACAUCACACAAACAUCAACUACAUCACACCUGCCCAGACCCAUUAGCACACACCCCCAUCUCCAGUGCUUUGAGAAAAGAAAAUAAUCGUAUCAUUGGGUAUCUCAACACCCCUAUAUUCCAUGUCUUGAAAUAUGCAUACUGACGGAUUAAGAGUAACAUUGUAAUACUUCUGACAGCCAACUUUCUAGCUCCGCCUACAAAAAAAGACUGGAUUAUUGGAUGCGUUUGUAAAUUCACUCUGGAUAUCCGAUUUCAGAGCACUCUGGUCUGAGUGCAGAAUAACUGAUGAAUUUGCAAACACCCAUUGGAUAUGAACGGUGUCAGUAAACAUCAGCAAAAAACGUAAUUCAGUUGUUGCCGGCAGCACAGUUACGGCACCAACGCUCUAGACAACAUGAAAACACCCUAACCAGCUCUGCUAGGGUGAAUAAAAUGGUCAGAAUGAGGUGUUCUCUCAUUUAUGUCGAAGUACAGUAGCUAGCCAACUUUAGCAAGUUAGCUUGGGUGCUUGACUGCCGUUGUGAGGUCAGAACAUUCGGAUCAACCCUACUCAUCCAAAGCGUCCAGUGUCCAAGCGUCCAAGCACUCUGUCCAUUGUUAAUGGCAAAUUCAAUCUGAUAUCCGUUCUGAAUAUUACAAACGCCCAGAACACACCCAUUAUAGUUUUACACUUGGGACAUGACUCUGCUGUUGUGCUGUAGAAUUUGUGAAUUUUGUCUCUUGUACUGUAUCAUCAAUUCUAUAGAUUGGUUUAUACUGGGUUAAGCAUUUUCGUUAACAGUAAUUUCAUUAGUUAUGCUCCAACUUUCCCUCCAUCUUGUGCCAACAUCAGUUCUUUUUAAGUCUUGGUUCCAACAGUUUCUUUUUUUCUAAGAGAUUGUCAGUUUGAUAUGCUCCUGGCAAGGUUUUGUAUAUCGUCCCUAUCAAAUGAACAUCCUUAUCUGACUCAUCCUUUAUCUGUGAAUUCUGAAAAGCUAUCCAAGGUUUGUUCCAUAAGGUUGUGUUUUUAUGGAGUGAUAUUGGUACUUGUAGAAUGCGUUUAAUUGUCUUCCAUAUUGUUAUAGUGUUCUUAACUAUGAAGUCGUUAAUGUUCUUAGCUUAAUGCUUUGAAAAUCGAGACGUAAAAAGCCUUGUGCAUCUUCUUGAAGCACACAGAGUUUACUGCGGUAGCCAUGUUACUGCAUUCUGUCCUACCAGUGUUUUUGAUGUCAACGUUUUUCUUUGUUUCUCUUUCUGUCAUCUUGAUUGUUGGGUACAAAUGACUACCCACAAGGCACUUCAAUAGUUAUGUCACAGGAGGUUGAUGGUACCUUAAUUGGGGAGGACAAGCUCGUGGUAAUGGCUGGAGCGGAAUUAAUGGAAUGGUAUCAAAUACAUCAAACAUACAUUUUCCAUGUAUUUGAUGCAAUUCCAUGAAUGCCGUUCCAGACAUUAGUAUGAGCCGUCCUCCCCUCAACAGCCUCCUGUGUUAUGUGUAUUUUUAGUUUCUUCUGAUGUUUUGUAGUUUUAAUUUUGUACGACAUUCUUAUGCACCGGGACUUCAUAGGAGGAAAAACUAACGCUCUACGUAUGUCGUGACACUGAAAUGGUUAACGUGGUAAUAUGCACAUUAGGGGAUUGACUAAAGACUUUUAUGUCUGGUACUUAGUAGAGUUGAAUAGGAGAAUGGACAGUCUACCAUGUAGAAACCAGCUAUCAAUGUAACCAUAGAAGCCUAGAGAAGAGCUGACACAAAAUUGUUUAAAGACACAUUUUUUUUAUGUUAGUAUUUGCAUCCAAAUAUUGAAAAUGUUAUUUUAAAUACUAAUACAUUUAUGUAUUUUUUCUCAAAAUAAUGAUUGAGAUGUGUAUUUCAGAUUGUGAAUUAAGUUUGCCCUUGUGUUCUGUGGUCUCUUGUUUGAGUGUGUGUAAUUGUGUAAAAGGGAUUUGUAUUUCUUUUGUUAUGUGAAAGACUGAUAAUCAUGGCUGGGUGCUUGUAUGAUCAACCAUCAAUUCCUCUUUUGAGGUGUGCUUGUGCGCAUGUACGUGAAUGCUUUUCGUGUGUGUUAUUUGUAGAGUAAUUGCACAGAAUGUUGUUGAUGAAUUA
Salvelinus namaycush (lake trout) is the source of this 5101-nucleotide messenger RNA. Its product is annotated as rhophilin-1-like. The coding region runs from base 1 to 2283 and encodes 760 amino acids. Lineage: Eukaryota; Metazoa; Chordata; Actinopteri; Salmoniformes; Salmonidae. The record is from RefSeq and is a predicted model, not a curated record. Gene Ontology annotation, molecular function: protein binding. The transcript has 17 exons. Gene Ontology annotation, biological process: signal transduction; negative regulation of stress fiber assembly.